AGGAGUUGUUGGCGCUUCCGUUGGGCUGCGACCCUGUAAUUGCCUCGGUGAUGUCGUGGGUUCAAGCAGCGUCCUUGGUCCGGGGCCCUGGAGACAAAGGGGACGUGUUUGACGAGGAGGCAGACGAGUCGCUCCUGGCGCAGCGGGAAUGGCAGAGCCACAUGCAGAGACGAGUCAAAGAAGGUUAUAGAGAUGGAAUAGAUGCUGGAAAAGCAGUUACUCUUCAACAGGGCUUCAAUCAAGGUUAUAAGGAAGGCGCAGAAGUCAUUUUAAACUAUGGACGACUCCGAGGAACAUUAAGGAAAUCAACGGAUUGGAGCCUACUGGGCUUGAGAGGCCCGCUGAGGAGCCGGGAGGUUGAGAUGCAACUACGGCCGCACUCCCUCCGGGUCGCCGGCCACACGGCGAGCGGGGCGACGCCGAAGCAGCCCACGGCGGAGGCGACGCUGCUGAGCCCGGUUCCCCAAAGCGGCCACGCCACUCCCCGCUUCCCUGCCCGGCUCCGGGCCCCAGGCCCCCGCUUCAGACGCAGACCCCACCGCGACCCUGCAGCAGCCUGCCCCGCCUGGCCGCCAGAGGCACCUUCCAACUCCGAAGCACGUUUUUCAAUACAUAAUAGAAUCAUUAUCAGAGGUGGACACAUUUAGAAGUUGUUCUUAAUCAGAAGGCAGCUUGUGCUUAGGAAAACCAGCCUCAGUCCUCAGCACUCAGCACCCAGUGCUCCAGGUUUCUCCUGAGUGAAGAUGGACCAGCCCCCCUUGGCCCUCCGGCAAGCUGGAACAGUAUGUACACGUCUCUUUAACUAUGAAGAGAAGAUUUGGGAGGAGUAUGAGCAAAUCCUCAAUACCAAACUAGCAGAGCAACACGAGUCGUUUGUGAAAUUCACACAUGAUCAGAUUAUGUGACCAUGUGGGACAAGCCCAACAAACUAUGUGUCUUGAAGCUUUUUGUUGCAGAUCUUGGUAUCAGGUUUGACCUCAAGGCAUGGUUGCUGUACAUUUUUUGCAACUGUUUGAUAUCACAUUUCAGCUCCAAUUUUGCAUCCUGAGAACACUCCAAUGUUUCUGCAGGUCCAUUUUAUACGACUUGAAAGACCUUAAAGCUUUCUGGUUGCCAUAAGUAUGUCUUUCUCUUCUGUUCAUCCAAUAAAUAGCCAUACCCUACUGUGACAGAGUUUUCCAAACAAAAACCUGGAGCA
Molecule: messenger RNA, 1198 nt
Organism: Chlorocebus sabaeus (green monkey)
Lineage: Eukaryota; Metazoa; Chordata; Mammalia; Primates; Cercopithecidae
Gene: YAE1
Product: YAE1 maturation factor of ABCE1
Source: RefSeq, a predicted model, not a curated record